AUCAUUGACACUAUGGGAGCCGUUGAAGAGGCAGUAGAUGCUGCGGCGAAUUUUGUUGGCCCGUUCGUAGAUGCAAGUGCGAAGCAUGGUGCUCGAAGUGGUGGUGUACAGCACUCUGAUAACGCCGUGCUGGUACGGGAAGCUGUAGACCACUUGCAGGCCAUUAACACCGCAGAUUUGGCUGCUGAGCCGGAUGCUCCCUACGAUGCGUCUCUUGCCGGCGUUGUGUAUGGCUUGUUGGAUCUUAUUACGUCGCUCGGAGUCCUCCCGUACCUCUCUCCUGGUGUUGCGUUUAGCCAGCGACCAAGAUCUGUUCUGAUAGCAACAUUCACAACCUCUUCUCGGCAAAACAAGGAUGUAUUAUCAGACAACAUACCUCCUCUGCUGUUGAUCUUGGGACAAAAGGAAGGAACAGGCCUCCAACCUCUCAUCGCGCAACGCAUUCUUCCUGAUAUCAUUGCUGCACUGGCAGAACUUGCCUUAUCACCCCAGUAUACUCAGCAAGUUCACUCCCAGUUCGAGCCAGCCUUCAAUGAUCUGCUCGCGCGAACCCCAACAUCGCGUCUGCUGCCAGUACUUACCUCAUUCCUUCAGCAACCACUUCCGGCCUGGUUGAAGCCACGAAUGGGGAGAGAGCUCGCUACAGUACCCAUCCGGACACACGGUAUCCGACACAUCAUCGAGUUCCUAUCACUCUCCUACCUAUCCAAGAACUCCCGUGUCCCAUCAGACGCAUCUGGUUCACAAUCAAAGAUACUGAUACCCCUGGAAGCUGUGACGCAAGCAACGAAGUUGUUGAUCUCACCACCAAGUGGCACAAGUCAGAACGAAUGGAUCCGGGCGUUGGAACCCCAGCUGUGGAGUCUUCUAGAUGGAGACGAAGGCAGGGAGCUCAGUAGAGCAGCUGGCCAAAUCAUUGCAGGUGGUAUUCUCAGCAAGAGAAGCACAGGUGCACCGGGUACAGAUGGAUGGAAGAUGUUUGCACAGCCCAUUCUCGAAACCAUCGAUCCUAAAAAUGAUGCGACAGCUAUUACACGAGACAGCACCAAGGAUCGAGUCCUGGUCCAGGAUCAUGAUCUACUCCUUGCUUUGCAACGAGUAGCUGUCAUUACGACAUCGUACUCGCAUGCAGGCCUUAUCAAGAGACUCAUCGGUCCCUUGCUCCUUCCUCUAUGGGCUCUUCUUAAUUAUGCUCGAUCGAAACGAUCGCUCGACAAGGUAUGGAGCGAGCUGCCACGCAAUAUCAUUUCAAGAUACAUCACCGUCGCUUGCGAUCCGCAGCAGAUGGACACCAUCGCGACUUGCCUUUUUUGGGAUGGACCACCCGGUUGGAUAUUGGGCCCAGGUGCCAAAGCUGGUGUUGAAAUACGAAUGCGAGAGGAUCGAGGCUCCAACGGUCUCGAGGGAAUGGACUCAAUUCUCUCACGUAUCAGUGAUCUCACUGGACGGAUUGGCCUCUUUGUCUCUCUGCUCGCAGACUCAGAGGUUUCAGACGAUGCUGCAGGCCUCAUCUUUCUUCAAGUGACCAGAAGAUGGCUGGUACCCACUUCCAGCUCGAAGGCGACACUUUUGGAUGAACCCGAUGAUGACCCACUCAAAGCACUGACAGAUGCAAAGCUCUCUGAAGCAUUAGCUCUGAGAUUCAAAGACAAAUUUGCGAGAUCGCCACAACACAUUAUCGAACUCAUGGGACAACUGCUUCACAACUAUGUCUCUGAUCACCAGUCAAGCUCAAAACUACGAGCGCAAUCACACAAACCAAGCAGAGCAAAUCUACGGAAUUUAGUUGAUCCUCAAAAAGAGACUCGGAACAGAGAAAGCACGGGCGAUACUUCAGAUGACCUGGUCUCCUUUGCAAUCAGCACAAUCAGUACACUAAUCGCGACCCCGGAGUUUGAACGAGGCCCUCAAACCGAGGCCCUCCUCUUACAGAUUACUCGGCACCUGCAGUAUCUCGUAGACGCCCACCACGCACUUCCUAUUGCGUCAGUCAUCACAAACUCAGCACGCAACCUUUUGCAGACUCUCAGCCCAGCGGCUCCCACAGCAACCCAGAGUAAAAGUGACUCUGACCCUCUGGCCCCUCAUCGCAUUACACUCCAAGCAGCCCUCCAGGACAUCACUUCCCCCGAGGCCCCAAACCGCACAUGGGCCCUCUCCACAAUACACAAGCUGAUCCAAGAUGCCUCGUCAUUCGCGGUCGUUGACGUACCAGCAACAGCCUUCCUCAUACUCUCUGCUUCACUUGCCGAUCCCGAGUCGUAUGUCCACAGCGCGGCUGUUCCUGUGUUGGUCACUCUUGCGCUCUGCGCCCCACACCCCACCAUCAAGAUCCUCGUGGACGCGUUUCUCGACGUCGAUGAGCGCAGUCUUGCGCUAUCGAAAGGUCGAAUGACGGACGAGAAACAGAGAGAGGUCGAGGAGAGUCUGGACUACCGUCUGCGAAUCGGCGAGGUCUUGCACAAGAUUCUCCUCAGCGACGACUUCUGGCACGGCCAGAGCGACGCAGUUCUGAAACACGCCAGUGCCAAGCAGAUUGCGUCUGCUUGUCUUUUGCUGUCUUCGCGCCGCGGUCAGCGCUCCAGGACGCAGUCGUCUCGUCAAGCCGUGUCUCUGCAAAUCGUGCAGCAGCAGGACGAGGCAGAGGCAGCAUGGGGAGGCCCAGUUCCUAAUAUUCUUGAGCGCGAGAGCGAGGCUUCGGCGGCUGAUCAAGCGGACUUCGAGGCUCUUGACAAGAUCGUCAAGGGAUGGGAAGACACAGGGGUGGAAGAAGACGUGCGGAUUCGUGCGAGCGCGAUGAGCAUUUUUGGCACACUGCUUGAGAAGAGGAUCAAGUUUGUGGGGCAGGCAACGGUCGAUGCAGGCGUUCAGAUUGUGCUGCUGGUGCUGACUAUGGAAACUGCGGAGACAUUUUUCAUUCUGAGGCGAGCAGCGGCACUGGUCGUUAUGGGGCUGCUGACAGCCCAAGACGAGGCGCUACAGGCUGGCGAGGAUACUAAUGUGGGCUUGGGGAUAAAGCAGCAGGAUGAGGUGGAGCGGGUGUUCAAGUGGACGAGCAACGAGGAUGGAGAUGAACUUGUCGACGGAGACGAGUCUGCCCUUGUACUCGGUCUCGCCCCACUUGAGACGCACGAAAAUGUCCUUGUCGACGCUGCGCAGGUCUGCACCCGCACCCGCACCGCACUCGCUCCCACCGCCCCGCCCGCAAUGGUGCUCGCACUCGCCCUCAAGGCCGAGCUGGCCGGCGUCACGAAUCUGCGCCCGCUCGACACCGAGGACGCGCCCUUCUACUACACCUUCAAGGUGCAGUGCACGUCGUGCCGCGAGACGCACCCCAACUGGGUGUCGGUCAGCCGCUUCGAGCAGAACGAGAUCAGCGGCAGCAAGGGCGAGGCCAACUUUGUGUGGAAGUGCAAGAACUGCAAGCGCGAGCACUCGGCCAACAUCAAAGCCGCGCCCGCCACCUACGAGCGCGCCGACCCGCCCAAGACGAAGAACAUCCUCGAGUUCGACUGCCGCGGUCUGGAGUUUGUCGAGUUCAAGGCCGAUGGUGAGUGGCUUGCCACAGGCGAGGAGUCCGGCUCCAAGUUCGAAGGCAUCGAGCUGCACGAGGGCGAGUGGUACGACUACGACGAAAAGGCCGGCGAGGAGGUCAGCAUCACCAACCUGGUAUGGGAGGUGCGCCGCGCAUAGACCGAGGAUGCGGGGUACCGGUAGAGGUUGGCAGAGGGUGCAGGUCAGGCUGAGGGGUGCAGGUACAGGUCAGCUGCAGACACUGGCCAAGGUAGCUGAAGCUGGUAAAGAUAGCUGAGGGCACAGGAGGAGGCUGGCUGACGAACUUGAAUAAAGCAGCUGAAGAUACUGGUAAAGAUAGCCAGAGGACUUGCAAAGCCAGCUGAGAGCACUGGCACGCUUGAUUCGAAGUACUGGCAAGAUUAGUGCAAGCACUGGCAGUUUUGGCGCAAGCACCGGCAAGACUGGCAAGAUUGACUGAAGGCAUUGGCAAGCUGGCUGAAAACACUGGCUGAAAGCACUGGCUGACGCCGACGCACACCUCGCGGUCCCUCGAGCAACAUAAACAAUUCGCGGCU
Messenger RNA from Boeremia exigua, 4091 nucleotides. RefSeq lists its product as uncharacterized. Lineage: Eukaryota; Fungi; Ascomycota; Dothideomycetes; Pleosporales; Didymellaceae. The coding region runs from base 13 to 3693 and encodes 1226 amino acids. The record is from RefSeq and is a predicted model, not a curated record. The transcript is spliced from 4 exons. Gene Ontology annotation, biological process: protein secretion.